UUAACAAUCAAAGACUGCUAUGCUUAAUCUUCAGCAAAUAGUACCUAACUUAUUUUUACAGGAUAACUACAAUGUUCUUCAUAUAUCUGCUAUGUACUCCAGGGAAGAUGUAGUGAAACUGCUUCUCACUAAAAAAGGGGUUGACGUCUACUCGACUGGAGGGAGCAGGAAUCAAACGGCGGUGCACCUGGUUGCUUCCAGACAAACAGGUACAGCAACAGCUAUUUUGAGAGCUUUGCUUCAAGCUGCUGGAAAAGAUAUAAGGCUUAAAGCUGAUGGGAAAGGCAAGAUUCCGCUACUGCUUGCCGUGGAAGCUGGAAACCAAUCAAUGUGCAGGGAACUGUUGAGCACAUUGACGUCAGAACAACUGAAAGCUGCUUCUGCAAAUGGUGAUACUGCUCUUCAUCUGGCUGUCAGGAGGAAAGAUAUAGAUAUGGUCAGAAUACUUGUAGAUUAUGGAACAAGCGUGGAUAUUAGGAAUGGAGAAGGCCAGACUCCACUUCAUAUAGCUGCAGCUGAGGGAGAUGAACUUCUGGUCAAAUAUUUUUAUGGUGUCAGAGCCUCAGCUAGUGUGACAGACAAUCAGGAUCGAACUCCAAUGCAUUUAGCUGCAGAAAAUGGUCACGCGAACAUCAUAGAGCUACUGGCUGAUAAAUUCAAGGCCAGUAUUUUUGAGAGAACUAAGGAUGGGUCUACACUGAUGCAUAUCGCCUCGUUGAAUGGCCAUGCGGACUGCGCAAUGAUGUUGUUCAAGAAGGGAGUUUAUCUUCAUAUGCCAAACAAGGAUGGUGCCAGGAGCAUCCACACAGCUGCCCGAUACGGCCACGUGGGGAUAAUCAACACGCUGCUGCAGAAAGGCGAAAAAGUAGACGUCACCACCAACGAAAACUACACAGCUCUCCACAUAGCAGUGGAGGCAGGCAAACCGGCAGUUGUGGAAACUCUACUGGGCUAUGGAGCUGAUGUCCAUGUGCGUGGAGGCAGGCUAAAGGAAACACCUCUGCAUAUAGCAGCGAGGGUGAAAGAUGGUGAAAAAUGUGCACUGAUGUUACUCAAAUCAGGGGCUGGGCCUAACUUAGCUACACACGACGGCAACACACCGGUACACGUAGCUGCUAAGUACGGGAAUUUGCAAACACUUUUGCUGUUGCUGGAGGAUAAUGGAGAUCCUUUGUGCAAGAAUAAGAAAGGUGAAACACCUUUACAUCUGGCUAGUAGAGGAUGUCGUCCAGAUGUAGUUUUGCAUCUGAUCAACUACGUUAAAGAGAAAAAGAACGAAGAGAAGGCAGCAAACUAUGUCAACGAGCUGAAUGAAAAUGACGAAAGUGCUUUACAUUACGUAUGUGCAGUUGGUAAAGACGAGGUCGAGACUCCAGGCUCCGAUAGAACAGUAGUAAAGUUUCUGUUGGAGAAUGGCGCCAACGUCAACCUACUCACCAAGCAACACGAAUCUGCCUUCCACUACGUAGCACUGGCUGGUAACAAUGAUGUUUUGAUGGAAAUGAUAUCCCACAUGACACCAACGGACGCCCAGAAGGCUCUAAAUAGGCAAAACGAGCAUGGAUGGACUCCGUUGUUGAUUGCCUCCAGAAAAGGCCAUAUAGACUUGGUGAACAAUCUGCUGGCGAACCACGCGAGAGUGGACGUUUUCGACAAUGAUGGUCGCUCAGCUUUGCACCUGGCUUCUGAGCAGGGCUUCCUCCCGGUUUGUGACAGUCUGCUGACAAACAAAGCCUUUAUCAACUCUAAAUCGCGAAAUGGGAGGACUGCACUACAUUUAGCUGCAAUGAAUGGGUACAUCCACUUAGUGAAAUUUUUGAUAAAAGACCACAACGCUGUGAUAGACAUUCUAACGCUAAAAAAGCAAACUCCAUUACAUUUGGCAGCAGCAGCUGGUCAGAUAGAAGUUUGCAAGCUUCUGUUGGAAUUGGGUGCAGACAUAGAUGCCACUGAUGAACAAGGACAGAAGCCGAUACAUGCUGCAUGCCAGAAUAACUAUUCUGAGGUUGUAAAACUGUUUCUCCAACAACAUCCCAGUUUGGUCAUGGCUACGACGAAAGACGGAGAUACAUGUGCUCAUAUUGCAGCCGCUCAAGGCAGUGUAACUGUGAUCGAGGAAUUGAUGAAGUUUGAUAGAGCAGGUGUAAUUUCGGCUAGAAACAAGAUAACUGAUGCCACACCACUCCAAAUGGCUGCUGAAGGCGGGCAUGCUGAAGUUGUGAAAGCUUUAGUUAGAGCUGGUGCCAAUAUAACAGAUGAAAACAAAGGCGGAUUCACAGCUGUCCAUUUGGCUGCCCAACAUGGACAUUUACAGGUACUGGAGGUUCUACGUUCAUCGAACACGCUUCGGAUCAUCAGCAAGAAACUUGGAGUAACUCCCCUCCAUGUAGCUGCAUACUUCGGGCAAGCUGAUACCGUUCGAGAACUACUAACUCAUGUACCUGGAACGGUGAAGUCUGAUUCACCAAAUGGAGCUUCACUUGUGCCGGCUCUGGGCAAUGAGUCUGGCAUGACUCCAUUGCACCUUGCAGCAUUUUCAGGGAAUGAAAACGUCGUGAGAUUAUUGUUGAAUUCUGCUGGAGUGCAAGUUGAUGCUGCAACACAUGAAAAUGGUUACAAUCCGAUGCACCUAGCUUGCUACGGUGGUCAUGGCACAGUAGUGGGACUUCUGCUAAGCAGGUCAGCUGAACUCCUUCAGAGCGUCGAUAGACAUGGAAAAACUGGUUUGCAUAUAGCAGCUCAACAUGGGCAUUACCAGAUGGUAGAAGUUUUACUGGGACAAGGCGCUGAAAUCAAUGCACCCGACAGAAAUGGAUGGACUCCCUUACAUUGUGCAGCCAGGGCUGGUUGUUUUGAUGUGGUGCGUCUCCUAGUAGAAUCUGGAGCUUCACCAAAGUCGGAAACAAACUUAGGAGCUGCACCAAUUUGGUUUGCUGCAUCUGAAGGACAUCAUGCAGUACUCGAGUACCUGAUGACCAAAGAACACGAUACAUAUGCUCUGAUGGAAGACAGGCGGUUCGUCUACAACCUGAUGGUUUGUUCCAAAAACCACAACAACAAGCCUAUAGAAGAAUUUAUCUUAGUAUCACCAGCUCCUGUGGACACAGCUGCCAAAUUGUCGAACAUCCUCAUUGUGCUUUCCAACAAGGAAAAGGAACGAGCUAAGGACCUGAUUGCUGCAGGCAAGUUUUGCGAGGCCAUGGCAACUGAACUGCUGGCUUUGGCUGCGGGAGCAGAUUCUGCUGGGAAGAUUCUCACUGCGACAGACAGAAGAAACAUUGAGUUCUUGGACGUACUGAUUGAGAAUGAGCAGAAGGAGGUGAUAGCCCAUACGGUGGUGCAACGAUAUCUGCAGGAACUAUGGCGAGGAGCCCUCAAUUGGGCAGCAUGGCGGACGCUCCUCCUCUUCGUCUUCUUCAUCAUCUGUCCUCCUGUGUGGCUGGUGUUCACCUUGCCUCUCGGCCACAAGUACUACAAAGUGCCCAUUAUCAAGUUCAUGUCGUACCUCACCUCACAUGUCUACCUCAUGCUGUUCUUGCUUAUAGUUGGUAUUACGCCGCCAUACGCUGUUGUUAGGAGUGACCUAAUACCUUAUUGGUAUGAGUGGAUUCUUUUGAUAUGGUUAAGUGGCCUGCUGCUUUUCGAGCUAACAAAUCCAAGCGACAAAUCAGGACUUGGUUGGAUCAAGCUCUCCGUCUUGCUCUUCAGCAUAUUCGGUGUGGGCGUUCAUGUCCUUGGACUUUUGUUCAUAAAGAAGAACCAUUGGCCCACAUUGAUGUACUGCCGGAACCAGUUGUUUGCCUUGAGUUUCGUGUUGGCAUGCGUGCAGAUAUUGGACUUUUUGUCAUUUCACCAUCUGUUCGGCCCUUGGGCCAUCAUCAUUGGAAACUUGAUGAAGGAUUUAGCCAGGUUUCUGGCGGUCUUGGCCAUAUUUGUGUUUGGGUUUUCAAUGCAAUUUGUGGCCUUGAAUCAACCUUUCAAGGAUCUAGAGGAUAGCGAGGUGUUAAAAUUAAAUAAAUACAAAGUAUUGCCAAUUGACAGACCUCUGUUUCACGCAGUCCAGAAGAAUCCUAUCAGUGCCUUUGAGCUGUUGUUCUUCGCGGUGUUUGGACAGACUGGAGUGGAGAGUCUCAGGACAACAGGGUAUCAAAAAAAUAACCCCUACAGCAACAAUCAGCCAUGGUGGACAGACGUCCUCUUCAAGUUUGUCUUUGGGGUGUACAUGUUGGUGUCUGUGGUGGUUUUGAUAAAUCUGCUGAUUGCUAUGAUGACUGACACAUACCAAAGGAUACAGGUGAGAGACAUGCAGCUUUAUAGAAGAUAGAUUUGUAACAUGCCCUGAAGGACAGUAGAGAGAGCAUCGAAAAAGGUUAUCCUCUCAUCAGAUCUUACAGAGAAAUUAUCUGCGAUACCAUGAACAUCUCGCCAACGGCCAGUACCGCAAAAAAGCCGUACUCACCGUUUGUUUUAAAUUCGGACUCUACCAAUUGAAUAAAGGAAAUGGCAAGAAGUGAUAGGAGGUUGGCGUAGCGGAGACAAAAUUGCGUAUUGAGGUGACAGAUCGUUUCAUAAGAACUGGAACAGUAUACAACCGUACAGAAGAACCCUGUCAGUGCCUUCGAGCUACUGUUCUUCGCAGUGUUUGGACAGACGGAAGUGGUGAUGCUCAGGAUACCCGGAUACCAGAAAAAUAACCCUUACAGCAACAAUCAACCAUGGUGGACAGAUAUACUCUUCAAGGUUGUCUUUGGCGUUUACAUGUUGGUAUCUGUAGUAGUUUUGAUAAAUCUGCUUAUCGCUAUGAUGACUGACACAUACCAAAGGAUACAGGCUCAAUCAGACAUCGAAUGGAAAUUUGGCCUAAGUAAGUUAAUCAGGUCUAUGCACCGCACCACAACAGCACCAUCUCCAAUCAACCUUAUCACCACAUGGCUAUUUUAUCUUAUCGAAAUCUGCAGGAAGAGGAGUAGGCAAUUGAAAACUCGCAAGCGUCAGAGCCUUGUUCAUCUGAUGGGCAGCUUCCAGAAGACAGCCCAAAUGUCACCGCGUAGUAAAGCGGCAGGAAAAUGGCUGUCUAAAGUGAAAAAGGGUCAUCAAAUUGCUCCGAAAGAGUCUUCCGUCGCACUGUCUGUAGCCCACAUUAGUCCACUUGGGUCACAGCUGAGCUUCACUAGUCAAACAACUCGCAUCGAACACGUGACCGAUUGGGAAGCCAUAGCGAAGAAAUACCGGGCGCUGAUGGGACAAGUGGACGAAACGAAGGAGCAAAGCAGUGACGCAAACGACGACGAAGAAGAAGAGACUGUUGUGCCUGUCAAUCAACCAGUGCAAAACGUUUCAUUCGGUUGAACCACCAAGGCCAACUAUGACUACAAUUACCUUGCUGAUAUCGGAGAAACAGGAGUUAUGGUUUCACGCUUCGUUAUGUUGUUCCGAAUUUUCGCUAAGACAAUCCUACUACAGUCGAAUAGCAAAAUGGAAGAGAAAAUCAAAACUUAUCGUGCACAACUGCUAACGCGGUUGUUUCAAAGGUGCGAAUAUCUCAAUCUGGAUGCAUACAAACUGGGCAAGGCAAAAAACCUCGUAUGUUUUUUUUAAAAACACGUUUGCUCGAUUCCUUCAACAGGAAUGAUAUUCAUUGAGCAAUCAUAACAAACAUAUAAACAAUCGAGAAGAAGACACAUCCAGAUGAUUGCUAUAAAAAGACCUGAUGUUGAUUAUGCAGUUUUCAAUAAUGCCCUGAACAAGAUUGGCAUUUGACAGAUUAAUUGCUUACUGAAUACCGGGUGCUUCAAAUUCGACCCUCACCCUUGGAGUCUCGGAACCACUUAAAUGGGAACUAAGUACUUUCGGAUAGGGACAGAAAAAAACGAAUUUUCCUAAAACAGUUAAUUUUUUCCUGAAUUUAUUUGUAGUGGGAUUUUAAAAUAAAUUGCUCAUUAACAUUGCCAAUUUUUCUCCUCUACAAGAUGGCAUAACUGCAAGUGCAAUAUGACCUUUCGUCUCUUGCGUCAAGCAUCAACUUUAUUUUUUCUAUUUGUGUUUUGCACAGAUAGGUAGAUUUUUUAAUUCUUAUUUAAAAAAUGUAUACCUGUAUGUCAUACAUUAACAUCGCCAAACCUUAGUUACUCCAGAAAAUCAGAAGUUCCUAGGUAGGCCUUGAAAUCAUCUGGUAGUCAUUUGUUUCGUAUAGCAGACCAGACCUCAAAUUGAACAUAGUAACAGAGUUUGGGAGACUGAGAAGAAGAGAAAUGAAUCAAGGAGCGAGCAAUGUACAAAUAAGGCCUUGCCUGUCCAAUAACAGACAACAAUUGCUACAUCUGCAAGACAUCUGUUAUGAUUUACCUAUGCUUAUUUAUGAUUAUUAUUGUUACUGCCAUCAAUAAUAUCUUCAUUUUGUGUUUUGGUUUUAACAUACCUUUUAAUUUCCUUGUAAUUUUCAUCCAACAACAAAUUCAUGGCCAACUCAGGAAAUACAUCAAUGAAUUAUUUAGAACUGAAAGGUCCAUUUAAAUGCACAAAAAUCCAGUAUAACGUCAAUAUGAAAAAACAAAGUUAAUGAUGGAAGUCGAAAGAAGAAACCUCGAAUUAAAAACUUGACUACGUCUUCUUGUGUAGGAAAAUAAGUAACAAUGACAAGAUGCAAUUUAUAUUGAAAUACCGUCUCAAGUAAAGUCAGGAAUUUACUUGAUGUUCAUAUUUAUGAGCUUAUGAAUUUCAGUCUCAGAUAUAGGAAGUAACUCCUAGAUAUAGAACGUAGCUAUUUUUUCAAAGUGCUCUUGAAAUAAUUUCCGAAAUGUAAAUAUUUCAAGUCUUUAAGUAUAGUUUCAAAAAAAAAAAAUGGCUGAGAAACUACUGUGCCACGAAUUUUGUACCUUGUAUAAACAUUUUGUUUAAUAUUUUUAUUGAGUGGUAAAGCCCUAUAAAAUGCAUCUGUUACAUCUGCGUAUAAUUCGUCAGUGGGAUGAAGUUUCGGUUUGUUGAAAUCAUUUGACAUAUGCGAUUACGAAAAAAAAGAACCGUAAUAUUUUCCCGCAAACGUUUUCGCCUUGUCUACAUAACAUUUGUAGCCAGAGCAUCUCGAUCAGUAGCAUACGAUGCGUCUCGCCUCUCUCUUCCAAUUUGGUACUUGACAAGUAGUAAUGUUACGUUGGGUCCUAAAUGGUGGCACUGAAAGACAAAAAAAGAUACAAAUACAUUUUCCCAUAGGUUAUUGAAAAGGACACAUUCCAGUGGUGUGUAUUUCUAGGAAUACCUAGACCCAUUAGGUCACGUAGGGUAUUUUGUGAUACUCUCUUUCUUCUAUAGUAGCUCAAAUUUGAUCACAAUGAACACAUUGUGUAAGAAUUCGCCAAAUUGUUUAUACACACCACGCCCCAUAAAUAGAACCUGUAGGCCUUUCCUUAUUAUUCAAGAGGCAAAUAAUUAUAUAAAUGUAGGAUGUGUAUGUUGCUGGUCAACGUUGUGUAGAACCACCGAAUUUAUUGCCGUCUCAUCAAAGAUACUUGAGCCUAGAGGAAAUAUGAAAAUCGAGAUUCUUCUACUCAAGUAGUGUACCACAUUGAUCAUUAGCAUUGCGAUUAAGCUCUCAGUGACUGUUGAUAUCUGGUUGUCAAUAGUUAAACAUUUCGUGAAGUACUUAUAGACUACCACUUUUAUUAAUUAUUUUGUAUCAUGUCUUGAUUAAUAAACAAACAUAUACGGUUCUAUUCAUGUGGUACAGAGUGAAUCACCUCGAAUCAACCUGACAUGAGCUAAAUUCGAGAAACAUGCAAUAGUUUAUUAUGAUCAAUAUUGGAUUCCUAACAAACCCUAAAUUGCCUGGCUAGAAUUUCGUAAUGUCACCGAAGACGCUAUCCGGAGAAUGGUGAUACUAAACCAAUAAUUCAGCCCCAUUAUUAUUAUGGCCUAUUAUAAAGCAAUAAAGCUUUUAUGGAUCCAUAGCAUACCCAUAAAAUGUCAACGUUGCUCGGAGGCCCUUAGACAAAAGAAGGUAAAGUUUUCGCAAUAGCUAUAUUGUAACAUUUGGAAAUUUUUAUACUGUGUAAAUGAUAAAAAUAUACUAUAUUGAUGUGAA
Acanthoscelides obtectus is the source of this 8077-nucleotide messenger RNA. The record is from the annotation of a GenBank genome assembly. NCBI's taxonomy places the organism in Eukaryota, Metazoa, Arthropoda, Insecta, Coleoptera, Chrysomelidae.